This is a messenger RNA of Setaria italica (foxtail millet), 567 nucleotides long. RefSeq lists its product as uncharacterized. Lineage: Eukaryota; Viridiplantae; Streptophyta; Magnoliopsida; Poales; Poaceae. The coding region runs from base 1 to 567 and encodes 188 amino acids. The transcript has a single exon. The record is from RefSeq and is a predicted model, not a curated record.
AUGGACGGGGGCAGUGGUCUCAACAUCCUAUAUGUUGAAACUCUAGGCUUGAUGCAAAUCCCCUACCCUAGGCUCCGAUCGAAGAUCGCUCCCUUCCACGGUGUGAUCCUAGGGACACGGGCCUACCCGCUCGGGCAGAUAGACUUGCCCAUCAUGUUCGGGGACCGUGUGAACUUUCACACGAAGAUCCUAACCUUUGAUGUGGUAGACUUCGAGGGGUACUACCAUGCCAUACUCGGGCACCCGUGCUACGCGCAGUUCAUGACCGUCUCGAACUACACCUACCUCAAGUUGAAGAUGUCGGGCCCAAAUGGCAUCAUCUCCGUGAGCAGUCCCUUCCCGCACACCUACACAUGCGACCGGGAAAACCUCGAGCAUGCCAUAGGUCUCGCCAACUCCAAGGAGCUCCAAAGGCUCCAAAAGGAGGUAGUCCCGGCCAUACCCGACUACAACGAGCCGACCGCCACAAGCGCGUUCAGCCCGACCGACGAGAUUAAGGUGAUGGAGGUCGACCCAGUCGACCCGACCAAGACCGUGUGGAUCGAGACCAAGCUCCCAACCAAAUAG